This is a messenger RNA of Aureobasidium subglaciale EXF-2481, 1089 nucleotides long. RefSeq lists its product as uncharacterized. The transcript has 2 exons. Gene Ontology annotation, cellular component: membrane; cytoplasm; mitochondrion. Bases 244 to 1014 code for a protein of 256 amino acids. Lineage: Eukaryota; Fungi; Ascomycota; Dothideomycetes; Dothideales; Saccotheciaceae. The record is from RefSeq and is a predicted model, not a curated record.
UUCGUAGCGUACACGCGUUCCGGUUGUAAAGCACGGUAUGUCACGCAACAGCUGAUGGUCUGAUGUCGAUACCACCUCUAAUCACCCACAUGAUCGCGGUCGCACGCCAUAGCGGCUCCGAAGAAUGACGGCUCCGAAGCAUGGUGGUCCCGAAGCCGAGUACCGAGCUCGCUCAACAAUGUUGCUCCCUUUCUCGUUCUCGUGUCAAGACGGCGCAAUGUCUACUAAGAAGAAACAACCAAGAUGAACGCCUACUCUUUUGCACUUGCUGGACGAAGCAAUAGACUGCUCUUGCGACUGCGAUUGAGCGGCCAGCGACGACUUAAUUCGACAAAGCCUCAAGACAAAGCCCAGGAUGUGCCCAAAGCAACAACGAUCCCAGGACCAGGCAUGACCUGGAUUGAACCCUUGAAAGAGCCGUUCCGGGCCUAUGGUCGCAUGCAAUAUCGCUCGCCAUACAUCACACAACUAUCGACGACAUUGAUCAUCUACUUCUUGGGUGACUUGUCAGCCCAGAAGGUCUCCAGCGAUGAACCCUACGACCCUUCCCGUGGUCUACGAGCACUUGUGAUCGGUGGCAUAUCGUCGAUACCGAACUACAAGUGGUUCAUGUUCCUGGGCAACCACUUCAACUACAAGUCACAUGCGGUUUCCAUUGCGACCAAGAUUGUCGUCAACCAGACCUUCUUCACACCAUGCUUCAACACAUAUUUCUUCGGCAUGCAGAGUCUACUAUCAGGGCAGUCGCUCGCACAGACAAAGCAAAGAGUUAUGGACACGGUGCCUGUGAGUUGGAGAAACAGUUGGAAGUUGUGGCCAGCAGUCACGGCGUUCAGUUUUACAUUUGUGGCGCCGCAGUACAGAAGUGUGUUUGCGGGAGUCAUUGCUAUUGGAUGGCAGACCUACUUGAGUUGGUUGAACAUGAAGGCGCAGAAAGAGGAGGAUGAGAGGGCAGCGACUUCGGCGGCCGCGGCUCCUGUGACUGCUCCAUCAACGGCAGUUCCUGCUGUAUGAGCGUGCGGAGCAGUCUGAGAAUAACACGAAAAUACACCUGAACCGCCCUGUUCGGCCUGCUUCAGCUGCUGCCAG